AUGUCCCUUGGGAACGAUGGGCUUUGCAGAUUGGAACAGAUUUGCAUUCCUUUCAUAUUGCAGAGUAAUGUUGUUGUUGACGGGAAUGGAACUGCCAUCAGUUGCAAGGGAAUGACUUACGAGUGGCGUGCUCCGGAAUUAAGGGACGAGGAAGCUCUCUUUGACCUCCCUUUUCAGGUGCGACAAUUGAAUGACACCUGGGCUUAUGGGAAGCUUUCGUUGGAUCUCGUUUUGGGUAUUAGGGACAGUGUCCUGGACAGCUAUUUGUGGGUGCUUUGA
This is a messenger RNA of Penicillium canescens, 279 nucleotides long. RefSeq lists its product as uncharacterized. The record is from RefSeq and is a predicted model, not a curated record. Bases 1 to 279 code for a protein of 92 amino acids. The transcript has a single exon. NCBI's taxonomy places the organism in Eukaryota, Fungi, Ascomycota, Eurotiomycetes, Eurotiales, Aspergillaceae.